CUUAGGUGCGUCAGCAACAAGGCUCAUAACAGCAGAUGGGGUUGUAGCGGUCGAGCUCGGCCGCUGAACAUUAUCAUCACCGAUGAAACCAACCAUGUUAUCUUUCCACUUCCGGAAAUCAUCAAAAAUAAUGCUGGAUCAGGACUGUGGUACUCUAUACCUUUCGUUAACGAAGUGUAAGUCUGACAUGAUUCUAAUGGACGGCUUAACCGAUCCCUUUGCUGUUCAAUAUAUUUUGUUAAAGGUUGAGAAAUAUAACUUCAUAUCCCCUGGGUUCCCUUGUGAAUCUAAGGACGUAGUCACCUUACUAGUUCAGCCAAAGGUCAGCCUUCAGAGCCUUUUACAGUAACAGUUCGAUGCCGUGAGUCAACAGCUAAUCACCCACCGUCAUAUCUUGUUAGUGCGAGCGGCAAAGCAAGUCAAGCCAGUGAGUGAGGAACAGGUAGUAAAAAGACAGUUUACAGCCUCCUCAAGCACGGUCCUAUGUUAGCCAGCCUGGCAAUAAAAACGGACCGAUGCAAUGAAAAAAAAUAAUGUGCCAUGCCUGAGUCACGGGCUUCAGUGUGUUUCUUAGGUUGUGUUCGAUUAAGAUUAACCGUUUCAUACAAAACCGCUCGCUUUUGGUUCAGGGCUUUGGUUGGGUUAGGUUAGUUGGGUAUAGUCAAUUCCCGAGGAAGUCUGGAAAUGCCUACAUCCAGUAGUCAUACAAAAAGUUAUGAGACAGUUCUGGCCAUUCCCAAAACUUUACUACGCUGGGCGUUUUUAGAGAGGUUGAAAGGCGCAGUGUAUUUAUCUGAGCUCUUUCUCCUCAGAUAUUCUGACGAGCUGGUCUUCGCGAACUUUGGUCAGCCGUUGUACCUGCCAAAAGACGAAAAAUUGCGGUUUUGGUACGGAGACGACUUGAAAAACCACUCCGAGGGUGACAACCAGGGUCAAGUCUGCUUCCAUGUGUUCGCUCUCUUCAUGUGA
Porites lobata is the source of this 969-nucleotide messenger RNA. The record is from the annotation of a GenBank genome assembly. Lineage: Eukaryota; Metazoa; Cnidaria; Anthozoa; Scleractinia; Poritidae.